Messenger RNA from Bicyclus anynana (squinting bush brown), 2326 nucleotides. It is a transcript of the gene mre11, whose product is annotated as double-strand break repair protein MRE11. The coding region runs from base 146 to 2029 and encodes 627 amino acids. Gene Ontology annotation, biological process: double-strand break repair via homologous recombination; mitochondrial double-strand break repair via homologous recombination; telomere maintenance. Gene Ontology annotation, molecular function: DNA endonuclease activity; 3'-5'-DNA exonuclease activity; manganese ion binding. Lineage: Eukaryota; Metazoa; Arthropoda; Insecta; Lepidoptera; Nymphalidae. Gene Ontology annotation, cellular component: nucleus; Mre11 complex. The transcript has a single exon. The record is from RefSeq and is a predicted model, not a curated record.
CAGUAAUCUGUGCAAAUAAAUGUCAAAAAAUCCGGUGGCGCGGUUGUUGUGAAGUUGUAAACUGUAAACUAAAUUCUUUGAUUUUGUGUUUGCAAAAUAAUUGCAUUUACUAAAUAAAGUAUAGUUGUUUAUGUGAAAAGUCAUUAUGGUGCAAAACGAUGGCGAUACUUGGUCAUCGGACGACACAUUUAGAGUUUUGAUAGCUUCAGACAUUCACCUAGGCCAUCUCGAGAACGACGCCGUGCGCGGCGAGGAUAGCUUCAUAGCCUUCGAAGAAGUGCUCUCCCUGGCCGUCCAGUACGAUGUCGACCUGGUGCUGCUGGGAGGAGACCUCUUCGACCACGCCAAGCCCUCGCCGAGUUGCAUGUUCAAGUGCACGCAGAUCCUUCGCAAGUAUUGUCUUGGAGACAAGCCGGUCUCCGUCGAGGUGCUCUCGGACCAGUUGGACAACUUCUCGCGCGCCGUCAACUACGAGGACCCGAAUCUGAACGUGUCGUAUCCCGUGCUGUCGAUCCACGGCAACCACGACGACCCGGUGGGGCAGCACGGCGUGAGCUCGCUCGACAUCCUGUCCAUCUCGGGGCUCGUCAACUACUUCGGGCGCUGCAGCGACUACUCGCGCGUGCGCAUCGCGCCCGUGCUGCUGCGCAAGGGCCGCUCGCGCCUGGCGCUGUACGGCCUCAGCCACAUCAAGGACCAGCGCCUCGCACGCCUCUUCCUCGAGAAGAAGGUCGAGAUGGAGCUGGUGGACGACAGCGGCGAGUGGUUCAACAUGCUGGUGCUGCACCAGAACAGAGCCGACCGAGGGCCUCACAACUUCAUACCAGAGAAUGUGUUGCCUUCGUUUCUAGACCUCGUGGUGUGGGGUCACGAACACGACAGUCAGGUGUUCGCCGCUAAAGAUGUCAAGAGGGAAAACGAGAAUUUUCUGGUGGUCCAGCCCGGGAGCACGGUGGCCACGUCGCUGGCGGCCGGCGAGGCGCUGCCCAAGCACUGUGUGCUGCUGCAGCUGCACCAGAAGGAGUACAUUGUGACGCCUCUGCCUUUGAAAACGGUGCGCCCGUUCAUAUUCAAGACUGUGGUGCUGUCAGAGGAGAACCUUGACCAGGAAGACGUCAAUGAAAAAGAAAAAGUUCAAAGCUUACUGACAGAGAAGGUCAACGAGGCCAUCAAGGAGGCUGAAAUACUUCACAGCGGAGAUCCCAAACAACCACUGCUGCCCCUCGUCAGGCUCAGCGUGUUCUUCCAGCACGAAGGUCAAGAUUUCAACAGAGUCAGAUUCUGUCAGAACUUCAAUGGCCUCGUCGCCAAUCCUAAAGAUAUUCUCAUCAUGAAAAGGGAAAAGAAGUUCCGAGAGCGUAAAGAGCGAAUCGAUGAAUCGUCGGACGUCGACAUCGGCGGCGCGGCGGCGGAGGCCGCGGACGUGGAGUCCCUGCUGCGCGCCUACUACGCGGCGCAGCCGGCCGAGCGGCGCCUCGCCGUGCUGUCCGUGCGCGCCGUCACGGAGGCGGUGCGCGACUUCACGCUCAAGCGCGACGACGACGUGUUCCGGCGCGUGCUGGACGCGCAUCGCCAGCGCGCAGUGGACUUGCUGCUCCAGUCCAGCGCCGAGACGGUCGACGAGGUGGACGAGCAGCUCAAGACGUGCAAGGAGGCCCUCGACGCGGCCGACGAGGAGAGCCUGCGGACGGUGAUCGCGGCGGCGGCCACGGCGGCUGCCACCGCCACCAAAGCCGCGGCCGCCACCAAGAAGAGCGAAUCCAUCUUGCUCUCCAGCGACGAGGAGGCGUCGCCCAGCACGCGGGCUCGCGGGCGGGGCGCGCGCGGCGGCCGGACCAGGGCGCGCGGGCGGGGCGCGGGCCGGGGCGCGCGCGCGGUGUCGCCGCCCGCGCCGGCGCCGGUGGAGCGCCGCAGCACGCCGCGGCGCUCGGCGGCGCAGAAGACGUCGUCGUGGUUGCAGGCGCUCACCUCCGAACGCACGACGCGGAGACGCCGCGACUCCUCCGAUAUAGAAAUAUCUGAUGAUUAAACUAAAAGUACUAUUCUAAAUUUAUAAUGCCUUAAUCUUGAUUUGAGAUAUAUUUACAUAAGUGUAAUGUAUGAAUGUGUAGCAAACCAUUAUGUAUUCAUCAGUAAGUCAGUCAGUAUAUCAUAUGUGGGGGGGAGCUCCGCAUGACACGUCACCGAAGGCUCACAACUCUCGUAACGCUUCACAAGUGGUUCUUGCAGGAAAUAUUGUAAGGUGUUACAUGUGCAGCACUCGCCAGUGUAAAAUGUUAUUAAAUUUUGCGGUAAAAAUUAAUUAAAAUAUAUACCUAUUUUCCAA